CCGUCUUUGAGGCUCUUUGUGUGGUUUGCCCCCCGAUUGCGUGACCUGUUAGUGCCCCCUUGUGGCAAACAAUCGCGAAUCGUGGUUGCCAUGGUGAUGUUAUUUGACAGUUACCUUUGUUGAUUUAUUGACAGAUGAAUUAAUUUUUUUCCCUGUUGUGUUUUUUUUACACGUUCCAGAGUGUUGAUUCGAGUGCAUGUUUGUGGUAAUUGGAGAGGUUUUCGCAAAGCGUGUUUUGCAUUAUUUGUGCUCUGCUGAUUAGAAGUAGUGCUGGUAGUUUUCCUCAGUGAGUUUGCUUGGUAAUCGGUAAAAUGUCGGCCACCGCUCAAACCAACGGCAAGAAGAGCUCGAACAGUUCCAUUGUGAACACCCCAGCCAGCACUCCGGUGACUAACGGCAAUUCGCAAACGAUCUCCCAGAGCACCCCUCCGCCCCCGAACAACAACGCCCCCAAGUACGGCACCCUGGUCCCCAACCGAAUCUUCGUCGGCGGCAUCUCCGCCAACACCACCGAAGGCGAGCUCUUGCAGCUCUUCAGCAGUUACGGGACCGUCAAAGCGGCCAAAAUCAUCCAAGACAGGGCAGGCGUCUCCAAAGGCUACGGGUUCAUAACGUUCGAAAGCGAAGACGAUGCCAAACGCCCCCUCAAAGACGCCGACAACAUCGUCCUCAAGGAAAGAAAACUGAACAUUGCGCCAGCAAUCAAGAAACAACCGUUUAAUCGGGCCUUUGACGCCGCCAGUCCCUCGACUGUCGCGCCAGGGAACACGGCACAGUACUUUUUCCCGCCGAGCCCCGGAGUGCCCUACUUUCAAGGGGGCGUCACUUACUACCAACAGCCACCGGCAGCCCCCGGCGAUCCCAACUCACAAACGACCGUCUAUCAGGCUCCUCCUGUAUAUCCGGCCCAAACCGGACAACCACAAGCCCCAACUUACCCACCGAUGAUGUUCCCUCAUCACAUCUAUAUGCCACAACAGUACGCCAUGCCACCGAUGCCGUACGACUACAACUACUACCCUAACAACGGAGGAGGAGCCCAGUACAUGGUCGGCGGUCAGAAUGGGGGCCCAGGAGGCGGCGGAUCCGGCGGAAAUUCUCAGGGCGGCCCCCCAAUGCCCCCCCCGAACAGCCCCCCUCGACCGCCUUGCUACAACGCCCAAUUGCCCCCGUACACACCGGACCCAGUAUACUACAACAUGCCAGUAUACGGCGGUCCGGUCGAGGGGGCCCCCCUCUAUCCAGAAGGUCUGGACAUGUCCAACGGCGUCGGUUAUCCUGAGGGCCCCUAUCCUAUGGCCGACCCCACCCAAGACAUAAACGACUCCGCCCCACCCCCACUACCACCACCAAUCGCCACACCUCUCACCGCCGACCACGCCCCACUAUACGAACACGAAACGAACGACGCCGACAACAGCCGACAAAGCAAAACGCCGGUCGUGUCGCUGCUGUCGAUGGAACAACACCAAGAGAAAGACUUCGUUUCGAUGCAAGGCGGACGCCGCGUCAAACCCCAACCACCCCCACCACCACCGCCACAACAACAACCAAUGAUUAUACCGCAUUUCGCCCAAAAUCAAGCCCCGCCCCCCAUCUACUACAACUUCAACGGACCGCCCGUACGAUCUCAUCAAAUCCCGCCUUACAACAACAACAACAUUAAAACGACGAACGGUUAUCGCAAACCGCGCACUUUUAACUCCGCCUCCGCGAAUCGAGCCAAUGACAAUUCGUCGAGAUCAAGUCUCCGGACUGAUUCGAAUUCGUCGGCGAACGCCGCCGUCGACGAAAACAAAAACGAAGAUAAACAAUCGCCAAACAGUUUUCAUUUGUAUAACGGUUCGAGAACGUAUCAGAAUUCGCUAGGACGACGCAUCAACAACAACAAGAAGGACACCGCCUUGGACAACAACAACAAAACUAAAAGUAAUUUCGUUGUUCAAUCGCAGCAACAGCUGAGGAACAACGGCCAGCAGAGCUACGUGCUGACGUCGGCGUCGGCAGCGUCGGUCGUCAGGCGGAACAAAAGAUCGACGCGUCGCAACGUCGGCCAAUCGGGAGGUUCGCUGAGCGAAAUCGGCGCCGGUGACGCCCCCCUAGCCAACAACGAUGUUACAGAUACCUGUAAAAAAAUGGAAACACUGAAAAUGUGAUUAAAACGAGGUUUGUUGUUGACACUUAAGAAAGGGAUAAUUUAUUUAUUAAAAAAGAAAUGUUUGCUUGUAUAUAAAAAACACAAAAAAAUAAUAAUAAAAAUGCAAUAUUAUUUAAAUAAUCGACAAUAUUAUUGUUAUUAAUACAAAAGUGAGAUGAAGCCCGUUUAGCAUUGGACUUUACUAUUAUGAUUCCUAGCUUAGGUUCUUUUGUAGAUAAAGAAGAGAGAAAAAACUAAGUCCUACACAUAUUUUUAACAAGUAAUUGUUAUUUAAUGUCUAAGGAUGUGUAUAAAUUAGUUUAGUUUCGAUUAUUUUUUUCUAAACUCGAUGACUCUUAUUCGCAACAAUCGUAUUUUAGUCGAGGGGAACUGUGUCCUAUCUUGAAUUUGAGGUGUUGUUUGCUCGAUGCCUUAUUUCCUCUCAACUUGUACGUUCUAUAGGUUAGUUUUUGAUAUUGUUUUUCCCCUUUGAAAACAGUCUUUACAAUUGACUUUAAAAUCAAAGUGAGAUUUUUGCUCAAAAAGGCUGCCAUCGGUUUUUAGUCCAAUUCGAGUGAAUCUAUCGGCUCUCUAAAUCACACAACACGCACUUUUGUUGUAAUUCCCUCCCAUUUUGUUUUGUUGUUUGUCGGAAUAUUUCAAUUUUAGGCUGUGACGUUAAAUUGUUAUAAAUUUGUAGUGAUUUCAUCGAAAUUCAAAAUUUUUUACGGGACAGAUUGUUACAAAUCAAACUAUUAUUAUUACACAAAAUGUUUCAAAAGAGCCUAAAAUUUAUUAUGAAUGAUUUUUUUCCAAAGAAGUAUUUUAGGAUUAGUCGUAAGGAUUGUAGCAAUGUAAGAUAGUAAUUUAUUAAGUAGUGUAGAUAUUUAGGUGUCAUAGUUCAUAAAUCGAGAAUUUUUUGGCCAAAACUAAUUACACUAUUUAGUUAAUUGUGCUUACCGUUGCGGGUAAGCAACCGAGUCUUGUUGAAAGUAUAUUAACAAAGUACCUGUAUUAUUAAAUCUACGCUAAAAUGAAACAAACAAAACAUUUGUAAAUACCUAUUUAGUUGAUAUACUUGUUGAUGUUUGGAAAUUUUAUCGAAGAAAGCGUUUUCGUUGCGUUAUUGGCCAACGUAGCUUUUAAUUUAUAAGUAGGUUUAGGGAAGAUCACCCAUGCCCCGCCCCUCACAAAAACAAGAGCAAUAUGUAAACUCUGUCAAUUUUAGUUUGUAUAUAUAAUAAUCAAAAAACUUGUCAAAAAAAAGAAAUGCUCUAAAAACGGUUGUGCAUAAAAUUCGUAGUCGUAAAGUAUUUAGCUGUAGUUUAAAUACACGAUUGAUCGGCUCCCAAAACGCCGAAUACAAAAAUACAAACUGAAAUGUGAGCUAUGAUAAGCCAAAUUUUUGUGAUAGCGGCGAAAGAUGUGUUUUUAAAAUUCAAAUUUUCCCGCCUGGGGAAAAUUCGAAUUUUAAAACACAAAUUUCCGACUUAAAAUGUGUGUUCAACAACUUGAAAUCUUGUAGGCAUAUUAUUAGACUUGCUUCGGGAGGCUCUGCGGCCUCGUCUCAAUAGCUGUAACAAACAACAAAAACGGAAAAAUAGCGUUAUGGAACUAUGAAUGUAAAAUAAAACGCAAUAUUUUAGAAAUUAUAUAACUUAAGAAAACAGUGAGAAAUAUUUAUUAAUUACAAUAACAAUUAUAAUUAAUUAACUAUUAAAUAAGCAUGUACAAAGUAUCUCAGAUAAUAAAUUUAAAUUUAAGAAA
Messenger RNA from Tribolium castaneum (red flour beetle), 3904 nucleotides. RefSeq names its product deleted in azoospermia protein 2. Gene Ontology annotation, molecular function: mRNA 3'-UTR binding; translation activator activity. The record is from RefSeq and is a predicted model, not a curated record. Gene Ontology annotation, cellular component: cytoplasm. NCBI's taxonomy places the organism in Eukaryota, Metazoa, Arthropoda, Insecta, Coleoptera, Tenebrionidae. The coding region runs from base 312 to 2156 and encodes 614 amino acids. Gene Ontology annotation, biological process: positive regulation of translational initiation; 3'-UTR-mediated mRNA stabilization. The transcript has 7 exons.